Molecule: messenger RNA, 1220 nt
Organism: Ilex paraguariensis (yerba mate)
Lineage: Eukaryota; Viridiplantae; Streptophyta; Magnoliopsida; Aquifoliales; Aquifoliaceae
Source: the annotation of a GenBank genome assembly
CGCAUUAAGCCAACCGUUCUACCCCUUCCUCCUUUUCACCAUGACUGACCCUUACUCUAAUUUCUCCAGCCAGUGGUUCAAAUUCAAUUCUCUCCACCAUUUUUCUUUCCCAAACCCUCCUUCGCAGCCUCUCUACAAUCACAACUUCCACUCAAACAGUUUCAUCAACCACCACAACCCUAUUCACUAUCAAUCACCACCUCCUUCACCUCCUCUAAAAGAAGCCCUACCUCUCUUGAGCUUAAGCCCAACAAGACAUGAUGAACAAGAACCCUCCUGCAGUGACAUGGAUGUGGACAAAAUCAAAGCCAAAGAAGAAACUCAGAGCCUAGCUUGUAUUACUGCUGCUGAUGAUGAAACUGUAACUGUAGCUCUGCACAUAGGACCACCAAACCCUAGUGCUGCUGAUCUGGCCUCUAUGCUCUCUUCUUCCACAGAAACCACUGACAAAGAUGGAGAUGGUGAGAUUUCUGGGUACCCCAUGAACAGACUCAACAAGGGUCAGUAUUGGAUUCCCACCCCUUCUCAGAUUCUCAUUGGUCCUACACAGUUCUCAUGUCCUGUUUGCUACAAGUCCUUCAACAGAUACAACAACAUGCAAAUGCAUAUGUGGGGGCAUGGAUCUCAGUACAGAAAAGGGCCAGAAUCACUAAGGGGAACUCAACCAACAGGCAUGCUUAGACUUCCAUGCUAUUGUUGUGCACCAGGGUGUAGAAACAACAUUGAUCACCCAAGAUCAAAGCCACUCAAAGAUUUCAGAACACUUCAAACACAUUACAAGAGGAAGCAUGGAAUCAAACCGUUCAUGUGCAGAAAAUGUGGCAAAUCCUUUGCUGUGAGAGGAGAUUGGAGAACCCAUGAGAAGAACUGUGGGAAGCUUUGGUACUGCAUAUGUGGGUCAGAUUUCAAGCACAAGAGGUCUCUCAAAGAUCACAUUAAGGCCUUUGGACAUGGCCAUGCAGCUUAUGGGAUUGGCAGCUUCGACGAAGACGAUGAACCUGCAUCUGAAAUUGAACAAGAUAAUGAGUCCAUGAAGUGAUAUAGAAGAAAGUGGCUAUGAAGUUUAGAGAAUUUUCUUCCUUCAUGAGUUCAUAUGGAUGGUUUUCUAGCCUUCUCUAUCAAAAGUAAUGGAGGUUUAGCUCUAAUUUACUUCGAUGACCACUUUUUAUUGUUAUCUAUUGGUCCUGCUUGGCAAUAUUUGUAGGAUUCAUUAUACAUUC